Messenger RNA from Phaeodactylum tricornutum CCAP 1055/1, 375 nucleotides. RefSeq lists its product with no specific name. The record is from RefSeq and is a predicted model, not a curated record. The transcript has a single exon. NCBI's taxonomy places the organism in Eukaryota, Bacillariophyta, Bacillariophyceae, Surirellales, Neidiaceae. The coding region runs from base 1 to 375 and encodes 124 amino acids.
AUGAGUCCUGAGAACAACGGCCCACUCCUGAUUUAUCGGUUUACCGAUUUCAAGAAGGACGAUAUUUUGUACCAUGGAUAUAUUCUAGAGCUCCAAGAUGUUGAUCUGCGCUUUGGAGAACCCAACUUUGUUGCCUACUUCCUUGGCAACAAUGAAGUGGUCGUGAAGUACCCGUCUACAAGCUACACAUUUCUCUAUGACACCGAUGUUGAGGCUGCUGGAAGGCGUCUAGCAAAUCUAGUGGACGAUCGUCUCGAACAAACGGUAGAUGUCGCUCGCAAUCAGAUUGCUAGUGACCCGGCCCGUAAAUUCAAACAUCUUCUGCUUACAUUUCCCUCCAAGCCAAACAAGGCAGGCGCCUACCCGAGUCCAUAA